AUGGCCGACCGUAUUCACGACUCGCACCACGACUCGGACAAGAGCGUCACCCUUGACCGUCAGAGCAUCGCCGGUCAGGAGGUUCACCACCAUCAUCACCAUGUCGACUACACUUCCAUGCAAGCAGCAUUCGGAGGUGCCCUCCAGCCCGGCCUUUGGAAGCCAAUGGAGCACCGCAAGUUUGCCAACCCGGCUCCCCUAGGACUAUGCGCUUUCGCCCUCACCACCUUUGUUCUCUCUUGCAUCAACAUGCAUGUCCGUGGUGAGACCGCUCCUGCCAUUGCCAUCCCCUUGGCAUUUGGCUACGGUGGUCUUGUUCAGCUGCUGGCUGGCAUGUGGGAGAUGGCUGUUGGUAACACAUUCGGUGCUACUGCUCUGUCGUCAUAUGGUGGCUUCUGGAUCGCCUAUGGUCUGCUUCAGACUCCUACCUGGAAUGUCCUCGGUGCUGAUGGACCCUACGAGGGCGAUACUGGAUCCGUCAUGGGUUUCUUCUUGACUGGAUGGUUCAUCUUCACCACCCUCCUCCUUAUCUGCACCCUCAAGUCCACCCUCGCCUUCUUCCUUCUCUUCUUCUUCCUCGAUAUCUGCUUCCUCUUGCUCGCUUGCGAGAACUAUGCCCACGACCUCGGCAACCACGCUGCCCAGAUCGCUCUCCAGAAGGCUGCAGGUCUCUUUGGAUUCCUUGCCGCAUUCCUUGCGUGGUACAACGCCUUGGCUGGUCUCCAGGACAGCAGCAACUCCUUCUUCCAGGUCCCUGUGAUCCACUUCCCCUGGUCGGACCAGGCCCGCGAGCUCCGCAAGCAGAAGACUGAGCGAGAGCUGGCUUAA
Fusarium keratoplasticum is the source of this 828-nucleotide messenger RNA. Its product is annotated as Acetate permease A. The record is from RefSeq and is a predicted model, not a curated record. The coding region runs from base 1 to 828 and encodes 275 amino acids. Gene Ontology annotation, molecular function: acetate transmembrane transporter activity. NCBI's taxonomy places the organism in Eukaryota, Fungi, Ascomycota, Sordariomycetes, Hypocreales, Nectriaceae. The transcript has 3 exons. Gene Ontology annotation, cellular component: plasma membrane.